This is a messenger RNA of Lutzomyia longipalpis, 609 nucleotides long. RefSeq names its product dynein axonemal heavy chain 12-like. Gene Ontology annotation, biological process: microtubule-based movement. The coding region runs from base 1 to 609 and encodes 202 amino acids. The transcript has 2 exons. Gene Ontology annotation, molecular function: dynein light intermediate chain binding; dynein intermediate chain binding; minus-end-directed microtubule motor activity. Gene Ontology annotation, cellular component: dynein complex. The record is from RefSeq and is a predicted model, not a curated record. NCBI's taxonomy places the organism in Eukaryota, Metazoa, Arthropoda, Insecta, Diptera, Psychodidae.
AUGCAGGAAGCUAUCAAUUCAAUUUCACACGGACAAAUACCGGAAGAAUGGCUAAAAUAUGCUUAUGCUACGAAAAAAUCUCUGGCAAAUUUUAUUCAAGACUUCCUGCACCGAAUAAAUUACUUCCAGAAUUGGGUCGACAGUGGCAUUCCUGCAUCAGUUUGGCUUCCGGGUUUCUACUCACCUCGUGCUUUCUUAGCAACCAUUCGCCUCAACUUCACCCGAAAACAUAAAAUUCCCGUGGAUGAAAUUGAAUUAGAAUUUGACCUUUGUGAGACACCCAAUGGGGACUCAAUUGAAAUAUCUGGAUUAUUUCUGAGUGGAGCUCGAUUUGAUCGGGAGCUCAAUUCUCUGGCAGAAUUGAAUCCUCGGCAGUUGCAUGAUGAAUUGCCGGGAAUUGCAUGCACACCGCAAAAUGUGGAAGAGAAAAUUCAUUCAAAUACUUACAUCUGUCCAACGUACGUUCUGCUAUCCGACCGAAAGGACAUGGAGGACACUCCGGGUGGAAAUGGGCAUUUUAUAAUGGAAAUCCCACUGAGAAUUCCCAGUGAUUCAUCACCAGAUCACUGGAUUCUUCGUGGAGUUGCUGCACUUUGUCAACUUAAUUAA